Messenger RNA from Panicum virgatum (switchgrass), 1074 nucleotides. RefSeq names its product 21.9 kDa heat shock protein-like. Gene Ontology annotation, biological process: protein complex oligomerization; protein folding; response to hydrogen peroxide. The transcript has a single exon. NCBI's taxonomy places the organism in Eukaryota, Viridiplantae, Streptophyta, Magnoliopsida, Poales, Poaceae. The coding region runs from base 185 to 811 and encodes 208 amino acids. The record is from RefSeq and is a predicted model, not a curated record.
ACGUCUCGAUCGGCAGGUCGAGCUCACCCCUCGUCUCCCACGUCGCGCCUAUAAAUUGCUCGCGAUCCAUUCCCUUGGCACAGCAUCUGUCCACACGAGCACGAGCUAGAGAUUUUUGCAAAGCAAUCAACCAAGCGCGCGAGCGAUUGAGCACUUCCGAUCCAUCAAGCUGAUAAUAAUAGCAAUGGCUGCUGCAUCAAGGAAGGCGCCGGCUUCCGGAGCCGCCGUCCUCGCGUCGGCGACGGUGGUGGUGGCGCUGCUGGCGCAGGCCGUGCCCGCCGCGGCGCUGGUGCCGUACGGGCGCGGGCUGGCGUGGGACCUGCUCGACGACCCGUUCCGGGUGCUCGAGCAGUCGCCGUUCUCGGCCGUCUCGGCGGCGCCGAGCAGGGUGGCGGGCGGCGCCGAGGCGGCGGGGGUGGCCCUGGCGCGGUGCGACUGGAAGGAGACCCCCGACGCGCACGUCAUCUCGGUGGACGUGCCCGGGGUGCGGCGGGAGGACGUGAGGGUCGAGGUUGAGGAGGGCAGCCGGGUGCUCCGCGUGUCCGGCGAGCGGCGGGCGGAGGAGGAGAAGGAGGGCGAGCGGUGGCACCGCGCCGAGCGCGCCGCGGGCCGGUUCUGGCGCCGGUUCCGGAUGCCCGCCGGCGCCGACGUCGACCGCGUCGCGGCCAGGCUGGAGGCCGGCGUGCUCACCGUCACCGUGCCCAAGGUCGCCGGGCACCGCGGGCGGGAGCCGCGCGUCAUCAGCAUCGCCGGCGGCGACGAGGGCGGCGACGAGGCGACGGAGGUCAGGGCGUCCAAGGCCGAGAUGUGAUCGUGAAUUCCUGACGAGGCGUGUGUUCGCGACUUGGCGUUGACCGUAGUGUGUGUUUGUUGCGUACGAUCGUGUUGUCCAAUGUCCAGCAUCUUCUCGUACCAACCCUUGGAUCAAAGCCCUAAUGAAUAGUCCAAGCCAGAAUCUCCAAGUUGGAUGAUAUUUUAUUCAUCAAAAGUUCUGGUUCUAUAACAAUUUCUGGUUCUAUAAUGAGGAAAGAUAUAAACAAUAUCUUAAAAUUGCUGAGAAUAUCUAAAGGUUAG